Molecule: messenger RNA, 5452 nt
Organism: Cercocebus atys (sooty mangabey)
Lineage: Eukaryota; Metazoa; Chordata; Mammalia; Primates; Cercopithecidae
Gene: SACK1C
Product: family with sequence similarity 83, member C
Exons: 6
Coding region: 988-3231 (747 amino acids)
Biological process (GO): epidermal growth factor receptor signaling pathway
Source: RefSeq, a predicted model, not a curated record
AAAAGAAAAAGAAAAAAGAAAAAAGACAAUCUCCAGAAGCCUAUGGACACCUUCUGGAUGAGAAUCUCCAGGAGGGUGGGGCCCGGGGGUCUGCAUUUCAUCACCUCUCACCAGCCCUGGGGUCAGGGUGAGAGCCACUGCCUUAGGUUCUUGAAUGACAGCUCUGAGUGGGGGUGGGAGAGAGCCAGGGGGCUGUGAGCACCACAGUUAAGAUGGUGGAGAGUGGCAGGACAAUUAUGGGGGCAAAAAGAGGACUGGCUGGGGAACAGACAGGCAUUGAUGUCCUUGGAUAUUCCAUGUGAUGCUUGUUCAGCUCUCAUUUAGGGCCUUGCAGACUUGAGCCAAGGCAUGUGCUAUCCACUAUGGUAUGUGUUGUGGGGGGCCAUGGCCAGUCUGUAAAUCGGCGUUUGGGUGAGUUUAUGCAAGUCGAUGUGAUUAAAGUGUGUGGUCGGCCUGUGUCAGCCCACACUCCGUAUCUGUAUCGGUCAGUUGUCAGUGUGUCCGUCUGCGUGUGUGUUCAUGUCUUUUCCUGGGUGUCUUGAGUGGCUCACCCACCUGUAGUGUGUGUGCGUGUGCAUGUGUGUUCCUGAGCCGCCUGGGCCCCUCUUGGCUAUAAUUCAACCUCUGUGGGUCCCAGGAAGUCAGCAUUUGGAGACAUGCUCGGAGCCUGGUAGGGAUGGGGCCGCGUUGCUGGGGAGGAAUAGAGGGAGGCAGGAGUGUGCACCGAGAGCCUGGCACUGCCGCUUCCCCGGGCAGGCGAGUCCCAACACAGGCAGACAGGUGGGGCUGGCCUGACAGGUUCCAGAGGCCAGGGGCAAUAGGGCGGAGCGUGGCUCUGAUUUAGGGUGGCAACAGUUUGGGGGCCCGCCACACACACAGCGAGCGGGCGGGCAGGAGGUGGUUCUGCCGGUCUCCUCUUCCUGCUGCAGCCAGCCCAGCGUGCGGGCCAUGGGCCCUGCUGGCGGGUGAGGCAGCCGCUGGGCAGGCAUGUUCGGAAGCCCAGGGCCUGGGAGCCUGGGAGCCCAGGGCAUGGCGGGACCCCUGCGGGGCCGGGUGGAGGAGCUGAAGCGGCCGUGGUGGCGGGAGAGCUCACCGCUGGUGCUGCGGCACAGCGAGGCGGCCCGGCUGGCGGCCGACGCCCUCCUGGAGCGGGGUGAGGCUGCCUACCUGCGGGUCAUCUCCGAGGAGCGGGAGCUGCCCUUCCUGAGCGCCCUGGAUGUGGACUACAUGACCAGCCAUGUGCGCGGGGGCCCUGACCUCAGCGAGGCCCAGGGGCAGGAGGCCUCGGGGCCAGACCGCCUCAGUCUGCUCUCCGAAGUCACCUCAGGCACUUACUUCCCCAUGGCCUCUGACAUAGACCCCCCGGACCUGGACCUGGGCUGGCCCGAGGUGCCACAGGCCACGGGCUUCAGCCCCACCCAGGCCGUGGUCCACUUCCAGAGGGACAAGGCCAAGAACAUCAAGGACUUGCUGCGCUUCCUCUUCAGCCAGGCCCGCACGGUAGUGGCUGUGGUGAUGGACAUAUUCACUGACAUGGAGCUUCUGUGUGACCUCAUGGAGGCCUCGAGCCGGCGUGGUGUCCCUGUGUACCUGCUCCUGGCCCAGGAGCACCUGAGGCACUUCCUGGAGAUGUGUUACAAGAUGGACCUCAAUGGGGGGCACCUGCCGAACAUGCGUGUGCGGAGCAUGUGUGGGGACACAUAUUGCAGCAAGGCUGGCCGCCGCUUCACGGGGCAGGCCCUGGAGAAGUUCGUCCUCAUCGACUGUGAGCAGGUGGUGGCAGGCAGCUACAGCUUCACCUGGCUUUGCAACCAGGCCCACACUAGCAUGGUGCUGCAGCUCAGGGGCCGCAUCGUGGAAGACUUUGACCGGGAGUUCCGCUGCCUGUACGCCGAGUCGCGGCCUGUGGAAGGCUUCUGCAGCGGUGAGGACCCACUGUCUCCCCGGGCACUGCGUCCUCCCCCCGUGGCCCUAGCCUUCAGGCCUGGCAUCCCAAGCCCCACAUCGUCCCCGCCCUCCAGCACCAGCCUCAGUAGCAUCAAGCGGUCACCACUUACGGGUCUCUCCUCCUGCCUCGCUCUACCAGGAGGUGGUGAUUGCAGUGACAUGGGCAUGGGGUCCUCGUCUCUGGGUCCCGCCCGCCAUGAGGCCCAUGGCCAGCCCUCCCUGCAUCGCCAACUGUCAGACCCUAACCAUGGCUCCCCUCCUGGGCUCUAUAGGGCCAACCUGGGCAAGCUAGGAUCAUACCCGUGGUCCCAGUCCUCCCCUGCCCUCAACCAUAAUAGUGCCAGCCCCUUGACCUUGGCAGUGGGGUCCCCUCUGCUUCCUCGCUCCCGGCCCCUCCUCCAGUUCCAUUGGGGUGUCCCAGCUAUGUCCCGGUUCCCAGAGAAUGGGCUCCCAGGAAGCCAAGAGCCCAGCCCCCUGCGGGGUCGAUGGGUACCUGGCACAGCCCUGGAGACAGUGGAGGAGAAGGAGAAGAAGGCAUCUCCAAGUCAGAUCCGUGGCCAGCUGGAUCUCCUUGUCCCCUUCCCCAGAGCCCGAGAAGUGAGAGACCCUGACUCUGGGGUUACCCCCAACUCAAGCCCCCUUCGGGCUGGCGAGCAGGCCCCAGAGGACAGGAGGUUGUCCCCAAGCCAGGCCAACAGCCAGCUGGAUCUUCUGUCCCGAGCCCUGGGUACUGGGGGUGCCCCUGAGUCAGGUUCCCUCAGACCUGCUGAUCGGGCCCUGGAGGACAGGAGGAUGUCCCUAAACCAUAGCCAUGGCCAAUCAGACCUCCUGGUGCAGUACCCCAAGGCCCAGGGCUCCAGAGUGCCCCUUGAAACCAACUCCUCAGUCAGACCUGCCAGACAGGGUCCAGAUGAGCGGCGGCAGACCCUGGGACACAGCCAGCUGGACCUCAUCACAAAGUUCGGCCCAUUCCGGGGUGAGGGGCCUGGGCCUAAUGGUCUUCCAAUACCAAGCCCUGCUCGCACGACUGGAGUGGGGUCUGGGGAUGAGAAACGGCUAACCCUGGGCCACAGCAAGCUGGACCUCAUCACCAAGUAUCAUCAGUUGCAAGGUGCCAGGCAGGCACCCGAGCCUGGGGCUCCCAAGGGUGGCCAUCUCAACGGUGGUAACAGUGACCUGGUCAGGGAUGAGAAACGGCUGACCCUGGGUCACAGCAAACUGGACCUCAUCACUAAGUACAACAAGUCCAAGUUCAAGCAGCUCCGAAGCCGCUUUGAGUCCUAGCCAAAGGACUGGCGUGGGGGUGCACUGGCAAGGGCAGGCCCCUCCUCUGUCCACCGAGACUCUGGACUUGCUCAGGUCCCAGACUGGGGAAGGGAGGUGUCUAGAAGCCCAGGUCAGACGCACUCUCUGGGCUCAAGAUUCUUGUGUACACACACACACACACACACACACACACACACACACACACACAGACCAGUAUAUUCUUGAAUCUAGGCUGUGUUUCCAGCCCUGUGCUGGGCAUACCAUAGAGCUGACAGGUGGGUCGACUCAGACCUGGGGACAGAGAUGAAAUGCACAAGCUGCUGGAGAAGGGGUCAGAGCCAUAACAAGUUAAAGGUUAACCAGUGACAGAGGGUGUUAGAAAACAAAGGGCAGAGAGUCAUGGAGAAGGUGGAGUAGUCAGAAAAGUUUCUUAGAGGAGACGGAGGUGGUCUUUGAGCCAGGCCUUGAAGGAUGGGGAGCUUUUGGACAGAGGGAGGAGAGAGUUAGAAAAAAUUUUGGUAGAGGGAAUCAGGUGAAGAGACACCCUAGAGAGGACUGAGUGGAUCUGACGUGAAUGAGGGAGGAGGAGCAGUGUAUGUCGAUACACAACCCCCCCCACACACACCAUCAUCAUCAUCAUCAUCAUCAUCAUCAUCAUCGUCAUCAUCUUGCUGAGUGUCUCUUGAAGUACAGGCUGUGACAGGUUGUGGGCCAUUUUCCUGAACUCACCACUUGCCCGGGACAGUAAACAUGAUACACAUCAAUAAAGGCAGACUUUAUUACAACCCACAGUGCCUGGUGUAUCCUGAACUUUGAGGAGUUAUGGGAGGGGCACGUUAGGGGAAUGGGAAGGGCACCAUUCAGGCCAAUUAUGGGGAGCCCCCUGGAGGAGGGUGAAUGCCUAAGGAGGAAUUGGGGGAGUCCAGGGGCUCCAAGCUACCACUGUGACAUUUUGAGAGAACCUAGGGCUUUUGCAGAUUCUACAAAAUAUGGGCCAAGCUCAUCCUGUCCAAGUGUGCAGCAGGGCCCUUGGCCCCCAUCACUAUCCCGGGGACAGAAGUUGGCUGUUGAGUGAGUGACAGAGCCCAUGCGAGAGGCACAUCGUGGAAGCCAACCAGCAUCUACAUCCUUGCCCACCCUGGACCCCUUUCCAGCCUUUUCCUGAGCCCCUUCUUCCUCAGUCCUCCCCUCUCUCCAGUACCUGCAGCUUGGUGGCCUUUCCCUCUUUGGCUGCGCCUCCUUCUCCAGCCUCGGUCUGGCCGCACUUCUCCCUCCUGGAACUCUCUCCAUGUGUAGUCUCUUCUAGUCUUCAGCCCCUCAUCUCUUUCCUCAGCUCUCCACUCCCCUGCUGGAUUCCAGACACGGACUUCUGUCCCUCAAGGCAUAGCUGGACUCAUCACUUUCCCCAAACCUGCCCUUCCUCCGGCUUCAUUUCGAUCAAUACCUCCAUCAUCAACCCUUCUUCUGCGAGACACUCCUGGCCCCUCCUCUCCCUCAUGCCUCACAUCCGACCAGCCAGAGGUCUAGGUCGAUGACAGCUCCUAAAAAGCUUCUGAAUGAAUAAUGAAUGAAUGAGCGCGAGCAGGCCGGGGGUGGGGCCAGGCGGGGUCGCGCCCAGACUUCUCGCGACCAUAGAGUCCCCCGGAGGCCGAAGGUAGAGGGGCUGGAUGCGUGGCGGGGCGUGCCAGGCUCUCCCGGAAGUCUCCCUGGGCGGAAGUGGAAACUGAAACCUUUUUAGGGAGUCCAAGGUACAGUCGCCGCGUGCGGAGCUUGUGGAUAGUUGGCCUCAUGGCGGUCCGAGCGUCUUUCGAGAACAACUGUGAGAUCGGCUGCUUUGCCAAGCUCACCAACACCUACUGUCUGGUGGCGAUUGGAGGUUCAGAGAACUUUUACAGGUGCGGCGGGAGCCCCAGGGCUCGCGGUGGCGGGGAAGGGUGCGCAGGAGUCAAGAGCUCCGGCAGGGUGAGGGUGCCGGCCCCUCUGUCCCGCGACCACCGAGUCCAUGUCCCUACAGUGUGUUCGAGGGCGAGCUCUCCGAUACCAUCCCCGUGGUGCACGCGUCUAUCGCCGGCUGCCGCAUCAUCGGGCGCAUGUGUGUGGGGAACAGGCACGGUCUCCUGGUGCCCAACAAUACCACUGACCAGGAGCUGCAACACAUUCGCAACAGCCUCCCAGACACAGUGCAAAUUCGGCGGGUGGAGGAGCGGCUCUCAGCCUUGGGCAAUGUCACCACCUGCAA